AUGGAACUCAGAGUUCCCCACGCAUUCAACCCGAGUGAAGAUGAAUCCAGAAAUGGGCCAGAGCCAGAGGGCCCAAAUGCCAUACCCGGGCCUGCAGCGGCCAUUGCAUCUGGAUUUGGCGGGCUUGGGCUCGAGGGUAUUAUGUUAACAGAUGAAUCACUUGGAGAAGGAAAUAGAGGAGUUAUGUCUGGAGAUGAUGAUGCUGGUUCUGGCGAGGAAAAAUUAUCAGGCAAUAAAGCAGGCGCAGCCGAAAUUACAGAGGCCGGUAGAUUAUUUUCCGAGGCUAGCGAUGAUGAAAAGAUCGAUACAAAGAUGGUAACAAAAAUCAAGAUUAAUAAUAUACUUUUAGUGUGUGCCAUUAAUGAUGAAGAGAAGAUACUUCUGCCCCUUUUUGAUACCCCCUUGUAG
This is a messenger RNA of Striga asiatica, 408 nucleotides long. NCBI's taxonomy places the organism in Eukaryota, Viridiplantae, Streptophyta, Magnoliopsida, Lamiales, Orobanchaceae. The record is from the annotation of a GenBank genome assembly.